AUCAAGCAUGCCAAUACACAGCUCACGCUCGCUGCACCGAAUGUCAGCAGUGUCAGUAAUCCCGGAGAACCGAGCGAGACGGGGCUAGCGCUGUGAGUAUGAGGCUGCACUGCUCAGCGCUUGGGUGUGAGUGAGAGUGGGGUAAACAGGUCGAGUCGAGUCGGGUCGGGUCGCGUACCUUUUGCACUGACUGUUCUAGGCAGUCAGGCACAAGAAGGCUUUUUGAAUAGUAGCAGUGCGCGGUACUGUCUGUGUGCGCUUCGGUUUUUUGUGUGGACCGUGAUUUUUCUGUGAGAGAUUCGUGCGACGGCAGGCAGGAGAGUGUAACUUUCUACCAGGCUGACGCAUCUGCAAUCUUCCGCUGGCUAGCCUGCGGCGACGGCUUAUCAGCAGCGACCUAUUGCGAAACCUAUGCUCUUUUGGUGCAUUCGCUUUUAGUUUUUUUGUUCGCUACUAUUUUCGUUCACCGGAACGUUAUCGGGAACGCCGUGUAAUCGGACGUGACACGAACCGUGACAUUUACAGUGACAAUCGCGCGGAUUAGCGAGCGAGUGCCUGCGGCGAUCGCGAGUGAUAGCGUGAAAUAUUUCAAACGGGGAAACAUUUCGUGACUGAUGCAUUUCGGCCACGUGAUUUGGCAGUGAUUCGCGGCAGAGUGAUAUCAUUGAAGCAGAAAGAAGACUCCGCGACAAGCGAGGAAGAAACAAGAGUAGAAUACUGAAAUUGUUUAUGAUUGCAUUUGGAAAACAACGCCGCUUGUGGAAAUAAAUAUGAUUGUUGUAGGUUUGUGAUAAGACGAAGCUGCUGGUUUUGAUUUGGUUUGUUUUCGAAUUGGUUCGCGUCUUUGUUUUCUCAGUUUUCUGUGCUAAUCGAGAGUGAAUUCCGGAACAGUUGCCAAACAGCGCGGGUGGCGAUUUCUAGCGAACCUCGGUGAUUUAAGCAGGAAAAAUUUUCCUCGAUAGCGUAGGCCCCGAUUGUGGGGCCAAAACCGGUAGCAAUAUUAUAACCCACAACUCGCUCAGCAUGUACGGAGGAGGUGUCCUGUGUCCGUCGCCUUCGACGGCGACUGGAUUCUACAAUCCGCGAGGCCAGGGCUCCGAGAUUGGGGCCCUUGAGUUGGGCUUCCCCCGGGGGAUGGCCUUGGUACCUCCUCCGCCGCACGGUGCCUGGCGGGAUCCGACCGGCCUUGGAUCUCACCUGCCCGUAUCCAGCACCAGUGAAGACAUUACGACCCUUGGCGGUGGCAACGCUCCACCGACCGUCUCCUCGAUGCAAUCCAACACAUCGAUCGAUAAGAAAGAUUUCAUAUCAUCUGCGUCGGCGGGUUCUCAGCACAAUGCUGGCAGCCUGGCAGUCUCCCAGCACACUUCCGUGGACAAAAAGGAGUUCCUGUCGCUUCAGCAGAGCACCACUCCCGGCUCCCAGAGUAUGAACUCCCAGAACGGAAGUCAACAGGACAUCAAAAAUCAAAACAUCGAAUGCGUCGUCUGCGGUGACAAAAGCUCCGGCAAACACUACGGACAGUUCACAUGCGAAGGUUGCAAAUCGUUCUUCAAGCGAUCGGUCCGACGGAACCUCACCUACUCGUGUCGGGGCAAUCGCAACUGCCCGAUCGACCAGCACCACCGGAAUCAGUGUCAAUUCUGUCGUCUACGAAAGUGCCUCAAAAUGGGAAUGCGACGCGAAGCCGUUCAACGAGGUCGCGUUCCACCGUCGCAACCGCCAGGCCUCCCCUAUGGCCAGUACUCGAUACCUAACGGGGACGCCGUCACCGGUUUCAAUGGACACUCGUAUCUUAGUUCCUACAUCUCGCUACUACUCCGGGCGGAACCGUAUCCCACCUCCCGGUACGGGCAGUGCAUGCAGACGAAUAACAUCAUGGGCAUCGACAAUAUCUGUGAACUGGCAGCACGGUUACUGUUCUCUGCCGUUGAGUGGGCCCGAAAUAUCCCCUUCUUUCCGGAUCUCCAAGUGACGGAUCAAGUAGCGCUACUGAGGCUUGUCUGGUCUGAACUGUUUGUGCUAAACGCAUCUCAGUGUUCGAUGCCACUGCACGUGGCACCUCUGCUGGCAGCUGCCGGCCUCCACGCAUCCCCCAUGGCCGCCGAUCGUGUGGUCGCCUUCAUGGACCACAUCCGGAUAUUCCAGGAACAGGUCGAGAAACUGAAGGCGCUGCACGUAGACUCUGCCGAGUACUCCUGUCUGAAAGCAAUAGUCCUAUUCACAACAGAUGCCUGCGGCCUGUCAGACGUAGCUCACAUUGAGUCCCUACAGGAGAAAUCCCAGUGCGCCCUGGAGGAAUACUGCCGGUCUCAGUAUCCCAACCAGCCGACCCGUUUCGGGAAACUCUUACUGCGGUUACCCUCGCUGCGAACGGUUUCCUCCCAAGUGAUAGAACAGCUCUUCUUCGUCCGAUUAGUCGGCAAAACGCCAAUCGAGACGUUAAUCCGCGACAUGUUGCUCUCGGGCAGUAGUUUCUCGUGGCCCUAUCUACCUUCGAUGUGACACACCGCCGUGUGGCGUCAGUUGACAACGACAUGAUCUUCACUGAUGAUGGGCGGCACGUCGUCCACGGUUGUGGCCGCGGCAGCUCUUCAACAGCAGCAUCAGCAGCAGCAACAGCAACAACAACAACAGCAGCUAGAGCAACAACAGCAACUUCAGCAACAGCAGCAGCAGCAACAACAUCAGCUGUCGCAGCCACAGCUCUCACAAACACAAGCGCAGGUCGCUGCUUCAUCUUCUUCCGCGCUAGGAGCGCUUUCGCCGUCGUCCACUUCGUACUACAGCAGCUGCUGUUCGGAUGUUGCCGCCGCUGCCUUGUCCUCCCUGAUGGCAACCACCAGCCAAUUCACGCAGUUUCAGAGCUCGCUCAACUUUGCCAGCAAUAACAACGUUAGCCACAACAGCAAUAGCAAUUGUAGCAGCAGCACAAACAACAACCACGUCAAUAGCUUGGAUCAUCUAUCAACAGCACUGGAGAACGCAUCGUCCAAUCAGAACGCAACGCAGCAGGCGCAGGACGAUCCGGAGGCGGGGCAACAACGCCGACAAGACCAACAGCAGCAAGAAGAACUACCAGCUAUCUUGAUGGGUGCUAAUAUUCUAGAGAAUAGUAACAUUACAAACAUAAAUCUAAUUGAUAACGAUAGGAAUAAUGACUCCGACAGUAACCACGACGGUCAUCGGCAUCAUCGACAGCACGAGAUCGAAACCAACGUUUCGGUCGUCGAUGAUGACAUCCCUUGAACUCAAUCAAAGCAAGCCGGAUUUAUUUUUCAGCUUCACUAGCAAAGUUGGCCAUCUUCGAUAGGCGUUUUUUUCUAAAUCAUUUAUUAAUUUUCUAAAUGCUCAACUGAAAUCAAACAUGGAAGAAAUUUUUCGGUGCCAUUCUUGAUUAGAUUGUCAAAACGGAAAGUGCAAAAAAAUGUAACCGACGGAUUUCUCACAAAGGAAAAUCCACCACCAAUGAACAGCACCGAUUCAUUACUCAAAAAAUGAAACCGAAACGUACUUCAAAAAAAUAAUAACGAAUGCAAUACAAAUGUGUCACGAAUGUGAAAAUGUACUAUUUUUAGCCGAAUAUAUUUAUUUAUUUCAAAAUGUACAAAACAAGCUUCCCCAUCUGUCCUGUGGCCCUAACAGGAUAUGUUAGUAAUAUACUUAAAAUGGAACAUCAGGAAAAAUUUCCUUCUCAAACGCAUACUUACAAUAGAGAAACCAAUAGCACAGAAAACAAGCAUUGAACAGCAACAACAACAAUUGCAAUCUUAUGGCCGUCCAUAGACUCUCGAAUUCUUUGUAAAUACGAAAGCAAACGCGAAACAGCAUCUCCCCCAUUUCCAUUCGAGAAGCGAUACUUACAGUACCGAAUCUCAAAAUCCAACUCGCUUCCAGUAAACAGUGUACCACCUUUCGUAGGACAUCUAUCAUCAGAGUUAAAUCCAUUAAACAAAAACUGUACAAUUGUACAUUCAAACCAACAAAAAGGAAAAUGUAGUUUUUAUAAUCGUUCAAACAACAUGUUUAAAACAAGUAACAUACAAAAUGCAUAAUGUAAAAAAUUAUAUGGAUGUGACUGCGUUUGUUCGAACAACAAAAAAUAUGAAAACUCAAAUUGACGAUAUUUCCAAACUGUGGAACAAAAAGGAAUCUUAUUACAAAAAAAGCAUCAAAUGUAGUUAAAUGAAAUAAAACCCCAAAAAUGUUUUGAAUCCCCAAAACCUCUACUGUAAAUAUAGGAAACGUCCUCUAUCGUGGGAAGUCUUUGUACGUUGUCUUGUUCGAAAUCAAAAUUAAUUGUUUAGCUCGAGCGAAAAAUGGUUAAGAGCCGGGAAGGGAAACAAAACCUAGGUUUGUUUCUUAGUUUAGUCAAAAACGAAAACAAAAAUCAAUGUUUCGUUCAAAUCUUGCAAUAUUCAAAAAACGUACGCCGUACUUCUUGACUCGUUCGAAUCCUUCUCAGUUUUCCAUUUUCGUUCUCGAAGUGAAUGAACGCAAAAAAAAUCUAGUUAAAUCUGAAUGACAAAGUUACACACAUAUUUAUCAGGAUGCGGCAAGCUACCGGACCGAGUGUAACUGAGCAAAUAAGUAGUAAGUAAUCUUGAAUGAUAAGAAGGAUAGUGGAAUCAAAUUGAUGAAUUGAGACAAGAACAAACGGAAAGAAGUAUGU
Molecule: messenger RNA, 4672 nt
Organism: Aedes aegypti (yellow fever mosquito)
Lineage: Eukaryota; Metazoa; Arthropoda; Insecta; Diptera; Culicidae
Gene: svp
Product: nuclear receptor subfamily 2 group F member 1-B
Exons: 5
Coding region: 1024-2505 (493 amino acids)
Biological process (GO): cell differentiation; regulation of transcription by RNA polymerase II; anatomical structure development
Molecular function (GO): zinc ion binding; nuclear receptor activity; RNA polymerase II cis-regulatory region sequence-specific DNA binding
Source: RefSeq, a predicted model, not a curated record